Molecule: messenger RNA, 4398 nt
Organism: Closterium sp. Naga37s-1
Lineage: Eukaryota; Viridiplantae; Streptophyta; Zygnematophyceae; Desmidiales; Closteriaceae
Source: the annotation of a GenBank genome assembly
AUGGCAGACCUAGGCCCAACAGCCGCAGCAGCAGCAGCAGCAGCAGCGGCAGCAGCAGCGGCAGCAACCACAACUCAACAGCACCCCAACCCGUCCUCCUCGCCCUCCCCAGGCCAGGCGCUCUCCCCGUUUGCUCCUCCCGUCUCCCCACUCUCCCCUGCUUUUCUAGCCGAUUCUCUCCUUUGGAACCGUCUCAAGGCGGAAUCUCAUCUAAGAGACUUGGCUUUGAGAGAUUCGAAAGCGGCGGAUUUGGCUUUAAGGGACUCAAAAGCGGCGGAUUAUUCGAAAGCGGCGGAUUUGGCUUUAAGGGACGUGAAAGUGGAUGACCUGGGUUCAGGUCCAAGAGACGUGAACGCUUUCAACAGUCUGGAAAAAGAGGGUCAGUUGCGGGGUUUGGAAGAGGCUCAAGAAGCAAGAUCGGCUCACGAGGCGAGAGCGGCGCACGAGGCGAGCGCGGCGCACGAGGCGAGCGCGGCGCACGAGGCGAGAGCGGUGUACGAGGCGAGAGCUGCUCAAGAAGCGAGAGCGACGCACGAGGCAAAAGCGGCGCAAGAGGCGAAAGCAGCAGACCUGGCUUUAAGGCUGCAGCUGGAGGGGCGGCUAGGGCCGCAGGAGGCAGCGCGGCAGCUGGAAGCGUUUUCUGAGGCGCCGCAAAAGCCGCAAAAGUCUAGAGGAACGGAUUUGGCUUUUGUGACGUCUCAAAAGUCGCAGGAGGCAGCGAGGCAGCUGGAAGCUUUUUCUGAGGCGCCGCAAACGCACAGAGGAACGGAUUUUGCGGCGAUUCUUGACUCGGCGCAAAAAGCGGCGCAGGAGUCGAGAGCUGCGGACCUGGCUUUAAGGUUGCAGCUAGAGGGGAGGCUGGGACCGCAGGAGGCAGCGCGGCAGCUGGAAGCGGCUAGGCUAGCCGCUGCUGGGGUCUUGGGGGGGGCAGGAGCAAGGGGAGGGGGGAGAGGCGGAGGGGUAGGCGCAGGGGGUGGCGCAGGGGACGGGGCAGGAGGAAGCGGGGGGGGAGGCGCGGGGGGAGGGGGAUUGGGGGGAACUGGAGCAGGAAUGGGAGCAGGUGUUGGGAAAGGGGGAGGAUUAGGGUUGGGGAUUGGAGGUGGGGAGAUGGACGCGGGAGGGCGAGGGGGGGAUGGGUGUGUGCGGAAGGGGGAGAAGGAGAAUCAUAUCUUUGGAGCGGUUUUUGAGACGCCUCAGAAGAAAAGGUCGUUUGAAGCUGCUUUGAAGGGUGGUACUGGUGGGGGUGAAUUAGGAGGGCGAGGCGGGGAGGGGUUUGGAAAGCAGGGGGAGGGAAGGAUGGGCCGUGAAGUGAAUCAGCAAGGGGAGUGGUUUGGAAAGCAUGGGGAGUCUAGACUGACGGAGGGUGGGGAGCAGAGAGGGAAGGAAGAAGGGGUGGAUGAGGAGGAAGGGGGAUGGAGGGGGCAUGAGGGUGUGGUGAAGAGGGGGAGGAGAGAGGAGGUGACAGAGGGGGUGAGGGGUGUGGGGGAUGAGGGGAGGAGAAUGGGAGGAGUGGGAGGAAUGGGAGGAGUGGGAGGGAUGGGAGGGAUGGGAGAGGGGCAAGGGCAGGGGGUGCAGGUUCCUGCGAAUUUCUUCCUGAAUAGAUGGGCUUCGGUGGGGAGGAGUAAGAAGGAGUUGGAAGCGGUGGCAGGGGGUUCGGCAGCUGGCGAGAGGAGAGCAGUGAAGGAAGAGAAGAGGAGAGAGGAGGAUAGGAGAGGGAAGGAGGGGAGAAGAGUUAAAGAGGAAAGGGAGGUGGAAGACUGGAGGACAGGCGGGGAUAAGCGAGCAGUGGAGGAGAGGAGAGCAGUGGAUGAGGAGAGGAUAGGGGAAAAGGGGAGAGCAGUGGAGGAUGUGAGGACAGUAGAGGAGUUGAGGGCGGUUGAGAGGUUGAGAAGCAACAUGGCAAAGUGCUUGGGGGAGGAAGUGGCUGGACGGGUCUUUGCCGCCAUGCAGUCUCAGGAGGAGGAGUGCGCCAGGCAGAUUCGCCAGCUGCAUCAACUGCAUGAGAAGCAGCAGCAGCUUCUGUGUCAGCUGAAGCCGCCAGUCAUACCCCCUCCCUCCACCACCUCCACAUCCUCCCUUCCCUCCCCUGCUGCUGCUCCUCCCUCCACCUCCUCCCCUCCCUCUCCUGCUGCUGCUCCUCCCUCCACCUCCUCCCCUCCCUCUCCUGCUGCUGCUCCUCCCUCCACCUCGCUCCAUAUGGGAGGAGUACCAGCAACAGCAACAACAGCAGCAACAGCCUCCCCUGCUGCUCCCCAUCGCGCUGUCUCUCCUGCUGCUGCUCCUCCCUCCACCUCGCUCCAUAUGGGAGGAGUACCAGCAGCAACAGCCUCCCCUGCUGCUCCGCGUCGCGCUCUCUCUCCUGCUGUUUGCACACCUCUCUCCCGCAAGAGACCCACGCCUACGUUCAACCCACCCGAAAGCUGGGCUCGGGCCACCUAUGCAUGCAACGGAUUCAAGGCAGAACCAGAAGCUAGAGGUGAGGAUGCCCCAGCAGCUGGUUCUCUUGACAGGCGUGGUGGUAAGCUUGACCUGGAAGCUGAUUUGUCCAAAGCAGAUCCGCCCCAGUCGCUUCCUUUCAGCUCGCUUUCAGGAGUGGAAACAGAAGCUAACGAUGCAGCUGAAGCGGAGGGUGUUGCAGCUGACGCAGCAGCAGAAGCAGAAGCUGAAGCAGCUGGGUCUGCUGAAGGGAGUGGUAAGCUUGAUUCUGAAGCUGAUCCGCCGAAAACAGACCCUCCAAAAACAGACCCGCCGAAAACAGACCCGUUGAAAACAGACCCGCCGAAAACAGACCCGCCGAAAACAGACCCGCCGAAAACAGACCCGUCGAAAACAGACCCGCCGAAAACAGACCCGCCGAAAACAGACCCGCCGAAAACAGACCCGCCGGAAACAGACCCGCCGAAAACAGACCCGUCGAAAACAGACCCGCCGGAAACAGACCCGCCGAAAACAGACCCGUCGAAAACAGACCCAUCGAAAACAGACCCGCCGAAAACAGUCCCUCUGAAGGCAGACCCUCCCAGAAGUGAACUUGAAGCUUCUGGUUUGAAUGUCGCUAGGAUGGGAAAGGCUGAGGAUGGAUCGGCUGAUGGGACAGGGAGCAUCGGGCAAAAGUUGGAGGCAGAUUCUCCCAGACUAGAUUUUUCCAGAUCAGAUCCUUCCAGAUUAGAUCCUUCCAGAUCAGAUCCUUCCAGAUCAGAUCCUUCCAGAUCAGAUCCUUCCAGAUCAGAUCCUUCCAGAUUAGAUCCUUCCAGAUCAGAUCCUUCCAGAUCAGAUCCUUCCAGAUUAGAUCCUUCUAGAUCAGAUUCCGAUGCAGUGGAAAGGGAACGAGAAGAUGUUUCUGCAGCAGAACCGGAGGGAGGGGAGAAGAAGGUAGGGGAGGGGGAGAGAGGGGAAACGGAGAGAGGGGAAGGGGUGAGAAGGAAUAGGGAGAAGGAGCAAGGGCCAAUCGGGGUAGUGGAAAAGGAGGAAAAGGAGAGUGGGGAAAGGGAGAAGGUGUGGAAGGAAGAGAAAGGGGAGAAAGAGGACAGGAAGAGAGAGCGAGGAGGAGGGGAGGAGGGAAAGGAUCAGCCAGGAGAAAGAGAAGAAGGGAAGGAAGAGGAAGGGAAGGAAGAGGAAGGGAAGGAAGAGGAAGGAAAGGAAGAGGAAGGGAAGGAAGAGGAAGGGUUGCAGCAGCAAGAACAGGAGCGAAAGGAUCAGGGGGCCGAAGAAAGAAAGAAAGAGGAUGCGGCAAAAGGGGGGAAGGGGAGAGAUGCGGGGGAAGAUGAGGUUACUGUAAGGGAGGAAGGGACUAUGAUGGCAUGUGUUGAUGGGGAGAUGUUGGGGGACAGUAGUAUGGAGAAUCCAAUUUGUGGGGUUAGUAGAAACGGGGAGAGGAAGGAAGACGAGAAACAGGGACGGGAGAAAGAGGCAGGGGUGACAGUGGAGGGGGAGAAAGCGGGUGGGAAGAGAGCAGGGGAAGUGACAGAAGGGGGGGACAAAGAGGAAGGGGGGCAAGAGGAUGGGGAGAAAGAGGAGAAUGAGGGAAGGGAGGAAGUGGAAGGGGAGAAAAAAGAGGGGAAGAAAGAGACAAAAGGAGAGGAGGGAGGAGAGAAAAAGCAAGGAAUGAAAGAGGAAGGCAAUGUGGAAAGGGAGAAGGUGGCGGGGGCUGAAGCAGAGGCAGGAGGAGAAGAAAGAAGAGAUAAAAUGGGAGAGGUAUAUAAGGAGGAGAAGGUGUGGGAGAUGGUGGGGAAGAUGGGGAAAGGGGAAGGGGAGGCAGGAGAGGGAGAAGGUAAGACAGAGAAAUUGGAGGAUAUCAAAGGGAGGAUGGAGAGUAUUAAUGGGUCUGAGGAGACAAGGGAGGAGGAAGUGAUACUGCUGAAGCCGGAGGUCAUGCCAGGGAGAAGGAAUCAAUGUUGA